AUGGGGUCGCUCCAGGCGCGCGAAAUGGAAGAACUAUAUGUUUAUUCAGGCGAGAACAUGCCACGGGUCCGGUUGUGCCUCCUCCGGCGUUACUCGUGCGUGGAAGAAGUUGAGGCGUACGUGGGGCGGGUGCAGGACCGUUAUACACUGCGGCUCGGGACCGUGGAGACAAUCACGGGGAACCUUAAGAUCGGGUGCGACACGCACGCGGACUGCGAGGCGUGCCCGUUCUAUAUCUUGGAAUACAACGAGGUGACGACCGAAUAUUCGUUGUGGAAGGCCGCAGAUGCGGACUGGCGGCUGGACAGCAUCGUGGCGACGAUGUACACGGGCGCGGGCGGGCCCGCGCGCGAGCGCGGGGGGCUGCCGCGGGAAUUGCAGGGGCUGCGGGAGGGGCUUGACAUGGAGUAUGUCUGGGAUUGUUUACGGCGGCUCAACCUCCCGCUCGAGCAGAUAGACUGGGCCGAGUUCCGCGAGCUGUUGGAGAGCAUGUUGGCGGCUAAGCGUGUGGCAGACGAUGAUUGUGUAACCUUGCGUGGUGUGGUCGCGUUGGCUGCCCUCCAGGCCACCGUGCAGACCAGUAAGCGCGCCGUGCGUAGCCAACUACGAGCAUAUGACCGCCGCGUCCGUGCCGCCUCCACGCCAGCCUCCACGCGCACGUCCUCCCCGGAAAGCCUGUUGCCCGCCGACUCGCGAGAAUCCUCUGUAUCAAGCGUCCACUACACUUACGGCCUGCCAGCCACUCAGUUAGACGCCAACUUUAAAACAUACUUUCGCUCUAUGGCAGAGAACUUCGAGCUGUUCGAGGAGCCCGCUUUAGCCCUUCGUGGCCGCGUGGCCAAACCCCGGAAGAAAGCAGCCGGUCGGCACGGCCAUAGGCCUGUCCAGGCAUAG
This is a messenger RNA of Eremothecium gossypii ATCC 10895, 894 nucleotides long. It is a transcript of the gene FPT1, whose product is annotated as chromatin-associated RNAPIII regulator FPT1. NCBI's taxonomy places the organism in Eukaryota, Fungi, Ascomycota, Saccharomycetes, Saccharomycetales, Saccharomycetaceae. The transcript has a single exon. The record is from RefSeq and is marked provisional. The coding region runs from base 1 to 894 and encodes 297 amino acids.